AUGACUCCUCUAACUCCGAAUCCACCAGGUCCUAAGUCCUUGCUACAAGGUCAAAACCAAUCCUUUGAUGUUUCUCCUGUUAAACAGGACUGUCCUGUGUUGUUUAAUUUUCUUGAUCAGUUUCAGGAAAAUCAUGAUCCUAAGGAACAUAAGCUGGUAUCUCAUUAUGGUGGAUCAUCAUCAUCAACCAAUCAUCAACAACCCUACAAUUCAUCGAGUGAUUCAGCUAUGGUUGAUCAAAGCAUUGCGCGUGACACAAAUUUAUCAUCAUCCAUGGAGGUGGAAGAUAGCAGCAAAAGAAAUGAUCCAUUGGAAGAGAAAUGGAAGUCUUCAAAGAUGAGGUUGAUGAAAAUAUUGAUGAUACCACAAAGCAGUUAUGGUGCAGCCACAAAUGAAGACAAAGCAAUUAUCAAUACAACUGCUAGUGAUGCCACAACUCCAUCAAAUGGAGGAAUUCAAAAUGAUAUGUACAACCAAGGAAGCCCUACUGCUAGGGUUUGUGUUGAGUGUCAAGCUACCUCUACCCCACUUUGGAGGAGUGGCCCUAAGGGUCCUAAGUCACUUUGCAAUGCUUGUGGAAUUAGACAAAGGAAGGCAAGAAGGGCUGUGGCAGAAGCUGGAAGUAGUUGGGUGACUUCCACAAAGAUUAGAGGACUUGACAAUGAAAAAGAAAAGAAACUUGUUGUGAACAAAUGUACACAAUUCAAGAAGAAGAAUAAGAAUACUUCAACUUCACCUACUGCUGCUACUACGACUACUACGGGUAGUAGCUCAUCUGAUGAGAUGACGGAGAGACUUAAUUUUUUCUUAUUAAAGGUGAGAAAAAAAUCGGGUUACGAGGAUACUACUGAGGAAGUAGCUGAUACGGCAUUACUUCUAAUGGAUAUAUCUUCUGGUUAUGUUUACCCUUAA
Molecule: messenger RNA, 912 nt
Organism: Vicia faba (fava bean)
Lineage: Eukaryota; Viridiplantae; Streptophyta; Magnoliopsida; Fabales; Fabaceae
Source: the annotation of a GenBank genome assembly